Corythoichthys intestinalis (scribbled pipefish) is the source of this 3644-nucleotide messenger RNA. RefSeq names its product tyrosine kinase, non-receptor, 1 (gene tnk1). Gene Ontology annotation, cellular component: plasma membrane; signaling receptor complex. The record is from RefSeq and is a predicted model, not a curated record. Lineage: Eukaryota; Metazoa; Chordata; Actinopteri; Syngnathiformes; Syngnathidae. The transcript has 8 exons. The coding region runs from base 310 to 2889 and encodes 859 amino acids. Gene Ontology annotation, biological process: cell surface receptor protein tyrosine kinase signaling pathway; protein phosphorylation; multicellular organism development. Gene Ontology annotation, molecular function: protein binding; transmembrane receptor protein tyrosine kinase activity; ATP binding.
CUAACCCGGAAAUGGAGGGGGGGGGGGGGGGGAAACUUUCCCAGGUACGAUCUUCGAGUGUCGCUCCCAAAUCCGACCGAACGAUCUACAAUUGACAUUUCCCUAUAUUUUUUGGGGAGCGAAAAGAAAUUUGCCGGGCCAGGACCGGGACGACUUUUGAAGACAAUCCAAGAGAUUUUUCUAGGGCGGGCCGAGCCGUCAUGGCUGGCUCGUCACCGCCCGACGUGAAAGUUUGUCACAACGAGUUCGGAGCAACUUUCCAGUAACUUUACAGGUCAUGUUGAAAUCUGUGAAACUCCAUUAACGCCGAUGGAGCAGGACACGCAAUGGCUCUACCAGCUCCUGGCAGAAGUGCAACUGGAGAAGUUCUACCUGCGCGUCCGAGACGGCCUCAACAUCACGCGCGUGGAGCACUUCGCGUACGUCAAGGAGGCCGACCUGGAACACGUCGGGAUCAGCAAACCGGCGCAACGAAGAUUGUGGGAUGCGCUAAAACGCCACAAAGCUUCCAGAGGCUGGCGCUCGUGGGUGCCCAAGGGGUUCGGCGGUCGCGGUCCCGACGCCGCCGUCGGGGAGCCCGGCUCGGAAGGCGGAAGGCCGGCCCUUCCCAGCCUGAUCCAGGACAGCGAGCUGAUUCUAGGGGAGAGGCUGGGCUCCGGUUCCUUCGGGGUGGUCAAAAAAGGCGAGUGGCACACCCCCACCGGGCGAGUUGUACGAAAAAACGCCACUGACUUUAGGUUUCGAGUUGAAAUGUCACACCGUGUCCUCCCUCUUGGACAUCACCGUCAAUAUCUGUCGUCGCAGCUACCGGUGGCGGUGAAAUCGCUCCGCAGCAGCAUGUCCCGACAGGCGGAGACCUUGACGGACUUUUUACAGGAAGUGACCAGCAUGCAGUCACUGGACCACCCGCACAUCAUUCGACUGUACGGUGUGGUGCUCACGCAUCCCCUCAAAAUGGUGACCGAGCUGGCCCAGUUCGGCUCGCUGUACGAUACGCUGCGCUCUCGCCAGUUCGAGUACCCGUUGACGCGCUUGUGGCUGUUCGCCGGCCAGAUAGCGGCGGGCAUGGACUACCUGGAGACGCGGCGCUUCAUCCACCGCGACCUGGCCGCCCGCAACGUCCUGCUGGCCUCCAGGGAGACUGUGAAGCUCGCCGACUUCGGUCUCAUGAGAGGCCUGAGCCGGGACGCCGACCACUACGUCAUGUCCGCGCACAGGCGCAUCCCUUUCGCCUGGUCAGACCCCCUCCGCCUCGCCUCCGCCGCCGCGCUCGGCUCAAGCGUUUCCGUUUCCCAGGUGCGCCCCGGAAAGUCUCCGCGUGGGCUCUUUCUCGCAUUCCUCCGACGUGUGGAUGUUCGGCGUCACCCUCUGGGAGAUGUUCACUUAUUGCGAAGAGCCUUGGCUCGGUCUCUCGGGAAGACAGGUAAGCGGGCGUCGGCUCGGCCCUUCCGCAUUCGGCUCGACCGACCGGCGUUGUCGCAGAUCCUGUGGCGCGUGGAGCGUGAAGGCGAACGCUUGGAAAAACCGCCCGACUCCCCCCGGGAGAUGUACGCCAUCAUGCGCAAGUGCUGGGCGUGCAACCCGUCCGAUCGGCCCAACUUCGCGCAGCUGGCGACCAUGGUGACCGAGGCCAAGCCCGCCGAGGUGCGGGCCGCCCGGGAGUUUGCGGAAGCCAGGAAAUUGGCGCUGGCGCCCGGAGACAUCGUCACUCUUGUGGAGCACGGGCUGGAGCUGAGCGAGUGGCGCGGCCAGAACCAGAGGACGCUCAGCGUGGGCUGGUUCCCUCCCGGCGUCGUCGUGCCGCCCGUCCCGGCGCCUUCCGGCGAGCCGGCGCCCGAUCCGGUCUCAGAUUUCAUCUCGGCACCUAUGAGAGGCAGCCUGCACCACGCCGCGCACGGGGACGUCCGCCCGGAUCGCAGCUGGGGAACGCCCGACAACCUGGAAGAGUCGGUCGACAAAACACCGGGGAGGGAGGAUGUUCAGAGCUUCUGCGAGGAACUUACUCCCUCCUCUUAUGUGUGCAGAAGCAGUGGCGGCUUUAGGCAAGCCACGACCAGGGAGAAGGAGCCGUCCAAUCUGCAAAAAAUGUCGGGUUUUUCCCGAAGUCUGGAGUCCGUGCUGAGCGGUCGCCAGUGCCCGGGGCCCCCGUCGGCCUCCCGGGGACGGGCGUACCCGGUGGUGGCCCGUAGCGUGGUGGUGCAGCAAGACCCCCGGCGCUUCAGCGAGGCCAGUCUCCUGCCGCCCCCGCGCCCACCACCGCCUCACCUCAAGCGCUCCAACUGGAAGCCUCAGCGAAGGCCCGCCACGGUUCCGCCGCCCCAACCUCCGGGGGGCGCCAACCUCGUCAAAAUGUCCCAUCUGGCGCGUUCCACGCCUCAGCUGGAUGAACCCGCAGAUGCCAGGGAGCGUCUUCGUGAAAGAGAGAUUCCGCCGCCGCCACCGCUACCGCCCGCACACCUCACCAGAGAUGCGCUCAUCUCGCAGGUGAUGGACGCCGUGCACGGCGUGACCAUCGAGGAGGCUCGCGCCGCACUGCAACGCAACGACUGGAACCCGCCGCGAGCCGAGCAGCAACUCAAGGCGAGUGCCCGAAAACGACGGGAUUUUUGGGGUCAAUUUUCCCAAACGCCAAAGCGUGACGAAGGCCCGCGACGAAGCGUUUUCGACGGCGCGUUCGUGGGAACAAUUUUUCGGAAGCGACCGUCGGUAAAGGUAUCGUUAACGGCCGCGUCUUUACAGUUGGAGCAGCUCUACUCGUUGAGUCUGUGCUCGAAGGAGGACUGCCUCAGGAUACUCGCCCGGUACCAGUGGAACCUGCAGCUCGCCAGCCGAUACCUGAUCCGCUGGUCGCGUGACGAUCGCUCCGCUUCCGCCGAGCGACGCGUGUAAGCCGUCGCUUUUGAAAAGACUCACUUUGAUGACACUUUUAUUUUUUUUUUAUAUCACCGUGAACGGGACACGUGCAUUACAGUAUUGCUCUGUAAAAUAAACUCAUUUCUGAUGAUUUGCAUUGACUAACUGGUGUCCUUGUACAUUGAAGGAGCAAUAUGUAAGAUUUGCACUUUGGUUAUUGAUAAAAAUACUAACUAUAGUGGAAUAGUAACAUAAGGUCAAGUGGCAAUACAAUCAGGCACUUGCCUUGAAAUAUUUCCCAAAUAUGGACUCGAGGAGUGCAAAUAAGGCGACAGCGGCUGUCGGCAAUCACGGGGAGAAUAUUCCUUCGCUGUCUUACGAGAAGACGGUGCUGCGCUGGUUGGCCUCGCCCACCUUCUCAAAGAACAUGAAAUCCUGGAAAAGGAAGAAAUGCUCAGCUAGGGAUUGGGAAAUCGAGGAGAAGGAGAAUAACGUACGAUGAGGAAGCAGGCACCCAAGAGGACGGCUUUCAUCUUGACAUCCAUGUCCAGAGGGAACUGGAUGCCAAAGUUGUCUGUGUCGGUGAACACUUCCUUCAGGAGGCCGCUCCACUGCUUGCAAAUGCGACCGAUGGGCUGACCCCCGUCUUUGCCCGUCAGCUGCUCGCCCCGAAACGACACGUGAGGGGAAGAAAAAAAAAAAAAGACUACAUUUUUGGAACCCUACGCGGUAGUUUGAAACGAGCUGCCAUCCGGAGACUUCAAAGUUUUUUUUUCACCUCAAAAGUGACA